Osmerus eperlanus (European smelt) is the source of this 5484-nucleotide messenger RNA. It is a transcript of the gene hcn2b, whose product is annotated as hyperpolarization activated cyclic nucleotide-gated potassium channel 2b. The record is from RefSeq and is a predicted model, not a curated record. Bases 1 to 2616 code for a protein of 871 amino acids. Lineage: Eukaryota; Metazoa; Chordata; Actinopteri; Osmeriformes; Osmeridae. The transcript is spliced from 8 exons. Gene Ontology annotation, cellular component: membrane; axon; HCN channel complex. Gene Ontology annotation, molecular function: voltage-gated potassium channel activity. Gene Ontology annotation, biological process: sodium ion transmembrane transport; potassium ion transmembrane transport; regulation of membrane depolarization.
AUGCAGCGGCAGUUCAGCUCCAUGCUGCAGCCCGGCGUCAACAAGUUCUCCCUGCGCAUGUUCGGGAGCCAGAAAGCGGUGGAAAAAGAACAAGAGCGCAUGAAAUCGGCGGGAAACUGGAUUAUUCACCCAUACAGCGACUUCAGGUUCUACUGGGACUUCACCAUGCUGAUGUUCAUGGUGGGCAACCUGAUCAUCAUCCCCGUGGGCAUCACCUUCUUCAAGGACGAGACCACCACGCCCUGGAUCAUCUUCAACGUGGUCUCCGACACCUUCUUCCUCAUGGACCUGCUGCUCAACUUCCGCACGGGCAUCGUGUUCGAGGACAACACAGAGAUCAUCCUGGACCCCGGCAGGAUCAAGCGGCGGUACCUGAGGAGCUGGUUCCUGGUGGACUUUGUGUCGUCCAUCCCUGUAGACUACAUCUUCCUGAUGGUGGAGAAGGGGCUGGACUCUGAGGUGUACAAGACGGCCCGGGCGCUCAGGAUCGUCCGCUUCACCAAGAUCCUCAGUCUGCUGCGCCUGCUGCGUCUCUCCAGGCUCAUACGCUACAUCCACCAAUGGGAGGAGAUCUUCCACAUGACCUAUGACCUGGCCAGUGCAGUGAUGCGGAUCUUUAACCUGAUUGGUAUGAUGUUGCUGCUGUGUCACUGGGACGGGUGUCUCCAGUUCCUGGUUCCCAUGCUGCAGGACUUCCCCCCAAACUGCUGGGUGUCCCUCAACAAGAUGGUGAAUGACUCCUGGAGUGAGCUCUACUCGUUCGCUCUCUUCAAGGCCAUGAGUCACAUGCUGUGUAUUGGUUACGGUCGCCAGGCCCCUGAGAGCGCUUCAGACAUCUGGCUGACCAUGCUCAGUAUGAUUGUGGGCGCCACCUGCUACGCUAUGUUCAUAGGACACGCCACCGCCCUCAUCCAAUCACUGGACUCCUCGCGACGACAGUACCAGGAGAAGUAUAAACAGGUAGAACAGUACAUGUCUUUCCACAAGCUGCCAGCAGACUUCCGCCAGAGGAUCCAUGACUACUAUGAGCAUCGCUACCAGGGCAAGAUGUUUGAUGAGGAGAGCAUCCUGGAGGAGCUGAACGAGCCCCUACGUCAGGAAAUUGUCAACUUCAACUGUCGUAAGCUGGUGGCGUCCAUGCCUCUGUUCGCCAACGCUGAUCCCAACUUUGUGACAGCCAUGUUGACCCAGCUGCGCUUCGAGGUGUUCCAGCCGGGGGAUUACAUGGUGCGGGAGGGCACAGUGGGCAGGAAGAUGUACUUCAUCCAACACGGUGUGGUCAGUGUCAUCACCAAGGCAACCACAGGGAUGAAGCUGAUGGACGGGUCAUACUUUGGAGAGAUCUGUCUGCUGACGCGGGGUCGUAGGACAGCCAGUGUGAGGGCAGACACCUACUGCCGUCUGUACUCGCUGUCUGUGGACAACUUCAACGAGGUUCUGGAGGAGCACCCCAUGAUGAGGCGAGCCUUCGAGACUGUCGCCAUCGACAGACUGGACCGCAUCGGUAAGAAGAACUCCCUCCUCCUCCACAAGGUCCAGCAUGACCUCCACUCUGGCGUCUUCAACACCCGAGAGAAUGAGAUGAUCCAGGAGAUCGUGAAGUACGACCGCGAGAUGGUGCAACAGAUUGAUCCCCCCCGACCUCGCUCCAUGUCCAUGACCCUGCCUCCCCCCUCGCACGCCAGCCCCUUCACCUCCCCGCCCGGCUCCCAGAUCCACAGCUCCGUGGUGGGCACCCUCCAGCAGGCUGUGGCCAUGAGCUUCAUCCCCCCCAUGGCAGGACCCCUGGGGGUGCCGGGGGGGGCUGGGGUGUUGGCCCUCCAGUCCCCCAGGGUGGUGAGGCGUUUCCAGGUGAUGCGGAGUCUGUCCUCCCUGGCCCACGGCCCCCAUCAGGCCACCCCACUCCAUGCCCUCUCUGGCCCCCCUGGCCCUAGCCCCCUAGUCACCCCGGCGUGGACCCUCCAGCAUGGGCCCCCCUUUGGCUCCCAGCUGUCCCUGGUCCACAUCUGCAGCCCCCCCCAGCAGAGUCAGGAUGGGCGUGCUCUCUCCGCCUCCCAGCCCUCCCUCCCUCACAACACGUUCCCCCCUGCGGCCCCCAGCCCCCCCGGGUCCACACAAGCCUCCUGCUCCUCCAUCGGCCCCCCUCACAUCCCCCCUGCGGACCCCAGCCCCCCCGGGUCCACACAAGCCUCCUGCUCCUCCAUCGGCCCCCCUCACAUCCCCCCUGCGGCCCCCAGCCCCCCCGGGUCCACACAAGCCUCCUGCUCCUCCAUCGGCCCCCCUCACAUCCCCCCUGGGCCCACUCGGCCGCAUGCUUCCACACACAGAAGAGGCCUCACCCACCAGGUGUCUCUGGGGGCCGGGCCACUGGCUCCCCUACCAAGCUUUCUACCAGGUCUGGGGGCUGGGGUGAGGGCAGGGGCAGCUGUGGAGGCCGGGGUGAGGGCAGGGGCAGGUGUGGAGGCCGGGGUGAGGGCAGGGGCAGGUGUGGAGGCCGGCACAGUAAUGGUUCCCAUAAGGCUCGACCAAUCAGGACAGCCCCAGAAGGACACUGCUGGAUCCCUGGCAGAGACAGGCCCCGCCCCAAGGCAGUCCAGGCUCUCCUCCAACCUGUGACCGCUGACCAAUCCGCUGAGGAGAAGGGUGUGGUCAAGGGUUCUCACUUCCUGGACUUGUACAGACUGGACAUCAGUAGUUGGAGGUUUUAUCCCCGCCUCCAGACAGAACAGGAAACAGAUAUCCCACAGCCCCGCCCCUCCUCCUAUCCCACAGCCCCGCCCCUCCUCCUUUUAUCAGCUUUUUGUUUAUUUGUUAAUCAACAGACUAACCCUUCAACAGACUGAGCUUAAACAUGUUGUUAUUUAAACUAGUGAAACUAGUUUUAUUACAGACAACAAAGUAGAAAACAAAAUUAAACUGUAAAAUAUUCUUCAGUUAUUAAAAGUUGUGACCAAGCUAGGUGGUUGCUUCUGAUCCCACUCUGUAGAUCUAUAGUGGUCUAGAGAUCUAUCACUCUGUAGAUCUAUAGUGGUCUAGAGAUCUAUCACUCUGUAGAUCUAGUGGUCUAGAGAUCUAUCACUCUGUAGAUCUAUAGUGGUCUAGAGAUCUAUCACUCUGUAGAUCUAUAGUGGUCUAGAGAUCUAUCACUCUGUAGAUCUAUAGUGGUCUAGAGAUCUAUCACUCUGUAGAUCUAGUGGUCUAGAGAUCUAUUACUCUGUAGAUCUAUAGUGGUCUAGAGAUCUAUCAUUCUGUAGAUCUAGUAGAGAUCUAUCAUUCUGUAAAUCUAGUGGUCUAGAGAUCUAUCAUUCUGUAAAUAUAGUGGUCUAGAGAUCUAUCAUUCUGUAGAUCUAGUGGUCUAGAGAUCUUGCACUCUGGGAUCUAUAGUGGUCUAGAGAUCUACUACUCUGGGAGUUAAAGUGAUAAUUUGAUCAAUAUUUGUGAUCUUGUGAUCUGAUUAUCUCCUGAAUAUGUAACGCACCCGCUCAAGCCCUCAAACAACAUAGUGUGUUUACUUUGUGAAUAGCUAAUUAUUCACUACAGACUGUAUUUCGGAAAUAUAGCUAUUAUUGAGACAAAACCCUCUAGACCAUGUCUAUACAAGAUAACUGUUUUGUGUUUGUGAAUAGCUAACUCAUUGUUUCAUGUAAAACAUAUCUAACAUGAUAUAUUACUGCCAAGACUGAAGUUAUAUUAUUCUUACAUACAUCAAGGUAUUCUUUGGUAAAACUGGAGAAAGAGGUGGAUUCAACAUUUCCCCAGUCAAAGGUCAAACUGAUCUUCCUGAUCUCAUCCAUAGAUAAUUCCUGCUUAAUCCAUCUAACCCUAACCCAUUGGCAUCUUCCCAGAUCCAGCUCAUCAUUUUAGGCUAUUUGAAAAUUCAAAACCAUCUAAAACCAUGAGAUGCAAAUGUGUCUGAACUGAUUCAACCUUCUUGGCUGUUGUCUGGCAGAUAUAUUGAUAUUGUUUAUUUGGGUUAGGGUGCCCGGCUCCAGUUUUGUCAGACAGAAAUCUGACCUGAACAGCUUCAGGACAAGGUCACUGUAGGAAGAGGGAGAGGGAGAAGGAGCGGUAGAUUGAGGAGGAGGGAGCAGCCCUGGAGAAACAAGACUGUGUAUGUAUCUAUAAUUGAGUCUCACUCAAUUAUACACAGUGUCUGCAGACACCUCUGUCCCUGCUUUUGUCUCUCACUUUCCCUCGGCACACAGACCAUACACACACACACACACAAACACUCACACACUCAGUGUCUAAAGAUAACUCCGACACACACACACACUGUGGCAUGUGUGUCUGGGCACUGCCGCUCCUCCACUGCAGGUUCCUGGGUCUACAGAGCUGCACAUUCGUGUGGCGGGUUAUGGGCAUAUCUUUAGACUCUGCAUGUGUGUGAGGUUAGAAAGUAUGGAUAGAUGAAUCUAUAGACACUGUUUGUGUGCACAUAUAUACAUGUACUUUUCUUCAGAAUCACCUUCCUUGGGUUCUCUUCAUUCAGUCUUGCAUUGGGUUAGGAACCCUAAACUCCAGCUCCAGAAUGUUCUGUCUGGAUGUGAUCUCAUCGAUAAGGGCUGUGCUGCCUGUCUGUCUGGCACCUGUCUGUCUGGCACCUUUCUGUCUGGCACCUGUCUGUCUGGCACCUGUCUGUCUGGCACCUGUCUGUCUGGCUCCUGUCUGUCUGGCACCUGUCUGCCUGGCACCUGUCUGUCUGGCACCUUUCUGUCUGGCACCUGUCUGUCUGGCACCUUUCUGUCUGCCACCUGUCUGUCUGGCACCUGUCUGUCUGGUACCUGUCUGUCUGGCACCUGUCUGUCUGGCACCUGUCUGUCUGGCACCUGUCUGUCUGGCACCUGUUCACCUGAAACACAUUCACUUCAUCUUAAAGGUUCAGUAUGGCUGGAUGAAACAUCAGGGAGUGUUAAGGGUUAAAAAUUAUUAGAUUAGAUUAGCAGAUCUUGUGAUUUAAAAAAAUAUAUUAAACCAACAGGGAAAGCCCUGUUAAAUUAAUAUAUUUAACUAUACUCUAGUAUGGUUACACAUUUUAUAGUUACAUAUACUAAUAAAUACUAAUUAGUAUCUAUUGAUACUAAUCUAUCUUGUUGUAUUUGACUGUAGUUAUGGUUCUGUUCUAGAACCGGUAGUUGUGUUUCUGUUCUAGAUUGGAAGCAGUAGUGUGGUAGAGGUGUCUGUUUACGUCGACUCAGAGAGAAGCGAUACAGCAGAGGGUUUUACCCAACAUGAUGUACAGGGGGCAUUUAAACAUGCAACCUCUUGAUCAGCAGUCAAAUGCAUUAAGCUACACCUAUCCUCACAAUCAAGCAUGACCACACAGACCUGGGGAUUCAUAUGAAGGAUGAGGUGCGUACAUUCCAUAUAUGAGAUAUAUAUAUAUAUAUACAUCCAUUACCAUGAGUCAUAUAUGAAGGAUGAGGUGCGUAUGUCCAUUACCAUGAGUCAUAUAUGAAGGAUGAGGUGCGUAUGUCCAUUACC